CUGGACAUUUAUUACACAUUCCGCUCAAAUGUUAAAUUGAACCGGAAGUACAUUGAUCCAGGAGUCAGACGGACAAAAACACUGAAAAGAUGUCGCCGCCGUCCCACUUCAACUUCACUGACGCCAUAGAGAAAUUUACGGCUGCCACCAAAAGUGCAGUGGAUAUCAGAAACUGUAAACCUCUGACCAGCGCGUUCAGUCAUCUGCCCGGAAAUGAAACCGAGAAGAAAACCACUCUUGAUCAAGCUCUCAGAGGAGUCCUCGAAGAACAGAUAGUCAAGCAGAAAGUGAAUGUUGAGGAUUUUCUUUCUUUGAUCUACAUCAGUAUAGAUGGUGUGACUGAAGGCAUCUGCUCGGCCACCAUUCCCUUUCUUCUUCUGGGAGAUGUUCUCGACUGUCUCCCUCUGGAUCAGUGUGAUAAAAUCUUCACAUUUGUUGAAGAAAAUGUUUCUACGUGGAAGUCUAAUACUUUUUACUCCGCCGGCAAAAAUUACUUGUUAAGAAUGUGUAAUGAUCUCCUCAGAAGACUCUCCAAAUCUCAGAAUACAGUGUUUUGUGGACGAAUUCAGCUGUUUUUAGCACGUCUCUUCCCUUUAUCAGAAAAAUCUGGACUGAACCUACAGAGUCAGUUCAACCUUGAUAACAUCACAGUGUUCAACAAAAAUGAACAGGAGAGCACACUUGGACUGCAGCACUCAGAAGUGAAGGAGGAAGGGAUGGAGGUGGAGGAGGGGGAGAUGGGUGAUGAAGAUGCACCAACUUCCUGCUCUAUUCCCAUCGACUACAACCUUUACAGAAAGUUCUGGACCCUGCAGGACUACUUCAGAAACCCCAUACAAUGCUACGACAAGUUCUUAUGGAUGACUUUCCUCAAGUUUUCUGACGAAACACUAGCGGUGUUCAAGAGUUAUAAACUGGACGACAUGCAGGCAUCUAAGAGAAAGCUGGAGAAAAUGAGGACUGCUGCUGGAGACCACGUCUACUUUGCAAAGUUUCUCACCAGUGAGAAAUUGAUGGAUCUUCAGUUAAGUGACAGCAACUUCAGACGACACAUUCUGCUUCAAUACCUCAUCCUGUUCCAGUACCUGAAGGGCCAAGUCAAGUUCAAGAGUUCCAGUUGUGUUUUAAAUGAUGAUCAGUCUUCAUGGGUUGAGGACACAACCAAACUUGUCUAUCAGUUACUGAGAGAAACCCCUCCAGAUGGUGACAAGUUUGCAUCUAUGGUUGAGAACAUCCUGAACACAGAAGAGAACUGGAACACAUGGAAAAAUGAAGGCUGCCCAAGCUUUGUGAAAGAAAGACCAGCAGAGACCAAACCCAUCCGCCCCAGCAGAAAGAGACCAGCACCAGAGGACUUUUUGGGGAAGGGCCCUGAUCGAAAGAUCCUCAUGGGAAAUGAAGAGCUCACAAGGCUCUGGAAUCUUAAUCCUGACAACAUGGAGGCCUGCAAGUCAGACAGCAGGGAGUUCAUGCCAUCACUGGAAGAUUUUUUCGAAGAGGCCAUUGAACAGGCUGAUCCUGCAAACAUGGUGGAGGAUGAGUACAAAGUCGUGUGUAACUCAAACUAUGGCUGGCGAGCCCUGAGGCUGUUGUCCCGGCGGAGCCCCCAUUUCUUCCAGCCCACCAACCAGCUGUUCAAAAGUCUGGCCGACUAUCUGGAAAACAUGGUCAUCAAACUGGCCAAAGAGCUUCCUAAAGACCUUCCAUCUGAGGAGAUAAAAACAGGAGAGGAAGAUGAUGAUGAGAAUGGUGAUAACCUGCUGAAAGAGAGCAAUGACAGUCCCAGCAUUCAGAGCAAGACAGUGACUAACAGUCAGAUGGAUGAGAUCGCUGCAAAACUCGGAGCUCAGUGGAAGACGCUGGCGGACCAUCUGGAGAUGACCGAGAAAGAGAUCCGUGUGAUAGAGUCAGACAGCGAGGACGUGGAGCUGCAGGCAAAGAUGCUCCUUGUGGCCUGGCAGGACCGAGAAGGCUCCCAAGCUACAAUGGAGAGCCUGGUCACGGCCCUCAAUGCGGCUGGGUUCCGCAAAAUUGCAGACUGUCUUAACGAAACAUAACUCCACACUAAUUCCAUAGCACCCCUUCCUUUAUUUCAUCUCUCUUUUAUUGGUCAGUUUUAAAAAAAAAUGUGAUGUUGUUUACUGUACUUAAGAGCGUAUUCUUAAUGACUUUUGAAAUAAAUGUCCAUACUA
This is a messenger RNA of Xyrauchen texanus (razorback sucker), 2192 nucleotides long. RefSeq names its product THO complex subunit 1-like. Bases 90 to 2057 code for a protein of 655 amino acids. The record is from RefSeq and is a predicted model, not a curated record. Gene Ontology annotation, molecular function: protein binding. Gene Ontology annotation, cellular component: THO complex part of transcription export complex. The transcript is spliced from 21 exons. NCBI's taxonomy places the organism in Eukaryota, Metazoa, Chordata, Actinopteri, Cypriniformes, Catostomidae. Gene Ontology annotation, biological process: regulation of DNA-templated transcription elongation; mRNA export from nucleus; signal transduction.